GAGGCCGUCAAUCUGCUUUAUAAGUCGUAAUUUAGUUUAUAAAAAUGUGUAUAUAAUAAAUAAUAAAUGUUUACAUCAAAAAUCAAUAAAAAUUUAUUAUAAUUAUUUUAAUAUUUUAUAUAUUUAAUUGAAUUUGAAGUGGACAACUACUUAGUCAUGCAAUUUAAAUGUUUGUCACUAUGAUACUUUAACUUUGAUUGUGUUCAUCUAUUAAAUUUAAAUAUGAGUUUUUGGCGAGAAGCUUCUAGCGUAAUACUUUUGACGAAAUCUUCUAAUUUAAAAAAUGUCUAUUGGGAUCCGUUCAAAAUAUUGUGCAUUAAAAGAAGUGAAAUCAAUUCUUUCUUACCUAAUUAUACAGUCUUUCCAGGGGGGACUGUAGAAAAAUCAGACUCUUCUCCAGAAUGGACAGACAUUAUUCCAGAUUAUACCAACACUAAUUUAAAUUUGAAUAUAAUUGGCUACAGUGGUAGCCCAGCUAUUAAAUUUGUAUCUGACAAUGAACCAGGUUCUAUUCCAAAGUAUCUAUCACUAAGAGUUACUGCUAUUAGAGAAACAUUUGAAGAAAGUGGUAUAUUGUUAUGUAAAAAAAUGAACUGCAGCCAACCUGAAACUAGUGCAACUGUCCAUCAUUUAGAUAUUGAUAACAUUGAUAGAUGGAGAAAAUUGGUUCAAAAAAAUGCAUCCAACUUUAUCGAUUUAUGUAAUGAAAAUAAUUGUUAUCCAGAUGUUGGUGCUUUGCAUUUAUGGAGUAACUGGUUAACCCCUUCACUAUUGAAGACAAAAUUUGAUACAAAAUUUUUUCUUGCUUUUAUUGAAACUCCAGUUAAUGCAAGUCCUGAUGGUGUUGAAACAUCUCAAAUAACAUGGAAUACACCAGAUGAAACAUUAUCAAGAUUUGUUUCUGGUUAUGAAAAACUUGUAACUCCUCAAUAUUAUGAACUAUUGAGAUUAAGACAGUUUACAUCAUUUACAAAAUUAACAAAUUUUGCUUGCAAAAGAAGUAUUGAAGGAUGUGAACAAAUAUUACCAAUGGUUAUUGCGACUAAAGAUGGGUAUUUAACUUUACUCCCAGGAGAUGGCAAAUUCAAUAAUUCUGAAAAAUAUUUAGAAGUACAAUAUGAAUUGGAUAAACCUAUGCAAGACUUUGACUCUGAUGUGAUGCACAGAUUACAUCAUACUGAAGAAUAUUUACCAAAAAAAAUUAUAAUUAAAAAUUAUACACCUAAGUGUAAACAUGUAUUGCCCGCAAAUUUACCUAAUUGUAAAAUUUGAAAAAAUUAAGUAUAAUAGCUUAUCACUUGCAAAUAUAAUGUGUCACAUUAAUUAAUAUCUUUUUGACCAUAAUUAAUUUGUGAAAUAUUGUUUAAUGCUACCAAACUUUGAUCUCUAUUUACCCUGAUCAAAUCAACCAAAUUUUUGUUUUAUUUGUUGUUGUUAAUUACUGUAUUAAAUUAUUUAGUUUUUAGUAAUUUUAAUCU
This is a messenger RNA of Aphis gossypii (cotton aphid), 1478 nucleotides long. RefSeq names its product acyl-coenzyme A diphosphatase NUDT19-like. Bases 223 to 1272 code for a protein of 349 amino acids. Gene Ontology annotation, cellular component: mitochondrion. The transcript is spliced from 4 exons. NCBI's taxonomy places the organism in Eukaryota, Metazoa, Arthropoda, Insecta, Hemiptera, Aphididae. Gene Ontology annotation, molecular function: hydrolase activity, acting on acid anhydrides, in phosphorus-containing anhydrides. The record is from RefSeq and is a predicted model, not a curated record.